GGCACUAGGUUUCUUGAUAGUCUAGGAGAAGAAGAUGAAUCAGCUACAGAGACCUCAUCAUCACAAGCUAUCUCAUCCUCAUCAAUGAAAGUUUUCAGAGAUCAAUCCAAUCUACCUAAAUUUGAAGAUUUAGGAUUCAAGAAACCAAUUCAACAAAAACCAAGAAGAGAAUCAUCGAUUGGACCGAUUCGAAAUAAUGGAGGAGCCACCAGAAGACAAUCUAUGACAUUUUAUCAAAGAAAAGCCGGUCGUGAUAGUCUUGCUGUUGGUACUACUGCUACUAGAUUAAUUACUUCUUCUAAUACUUCUACUUCUCCUACUAAAAAAGUACUUGGUAGGAGAUUAUCUAUGUUACCUGUUCCUAGUGCCUCUUCUUCUUCUUCUUCUUUGUUUAAAAGUAAUACCCCAGCUUGGAGAUAAAAAAUCAUCUUCAUCUUUAUCUUUUUUUUGAAUACUACUACUAUCUUUUGUUUAACUUUCAUCCUUCAAGUACCAAAUCAUAUAUUGGAUAUAUAUCUCUCGUUUUAGUUUAGUUUAGUGAAAGUCAUUUUUUUGAAUUUGUAUUUUUUUUCUUGUUGUUCUUGUGAUUUUGAUGUUGUGAUGUGUGAUGAUAUGAUGAAGUGGAUUUUUGGCUUUAAGUCAGCUUUAGAUUUGUUG
Molecule: messenger RNA, 657 nt
Organism: Melampsora larici-populina 98AG31
Lineage: Eukaryota; Fungi; Basidiomycota; Pucciniomycetes; Pucciniales; Melampsoraceae
Exons: 1
Coding region: 85-420 (111 amino acids)
Source: RefSeq, a predicted model, not a curated record